This is a messenger RNA of Coturnix japonica (Japanese quail), 1564 nucleotides long. RefSeq names its product scavenger receptor cysteine-rich domain-containing protein DMBT1-like. Gene Ontology annotation, cellular component: membrane. The record is from RefSeq and is a predicted model, not a curated record. Gene Ontology annotation, biological process: cell-cell junction maintenance. Lineage: Eukaryota; Metazoa; Chordata; Aves; Galliformes; Phasianidae.
UUAUAAAUUCUGAACCUGGUUUUAUCAGCACGAUAGGGAUCCCAGACAAAAUGGGUAGCACGCUGGCCAUUGUGUGGAUGCUACUGCUGCUUGGAGAGCGUCUGCAGGGGUCAGAACCGACCCUGAGGCUAGUGAAUGGGCAGAACAGAUGCCAGGGCCGCGUUGAAAUAUUUUACAGUGGAGCAUGGGGAACAGUUUGCGAUGACUCCUGGGACAUGGAUGAUGCCAACGUGGUCUGUGCUCAGCUUGGGUGUGGACGGGCCACUGAUGCCGUGGGGGCAGCCCAGUUUGGUGAGGGCACAGGAGACAUCCUGCUGGAUGAAGUGCAGUGCCAAGGGAAUGAGGCUCUCCUCUGGCAGUGCUCCCAUGAUGGAUGGCUCAACACCAAUUGCCUUCAUCAGGAAGAUGCUGGUGUCAUCUGUGCAGGUUCUUUGAUGUCUGAAAUUCCUGACGUGUCCCUGAGGUUGGUGAAUGGGAGGAACCGAUGCGAGGGCCGUGUCGAAGUCCAUUACCAGGGCAACUGGGGCACUGUCUGCGAUGACUCCUGGGACCUGCAGGAUGCCAAGGUGGUGUGCAGCCAGCUGGGCUGUGGCAGGGCUAUUUCUGCCCUCGGAAAUGCCAAUUUUAGCCAAGGCUCAGGAGAGAUCCUCCUUGAUGAUGUGCAGUGCAGAGGGAACGAGGCCUACCUCUGGGAGUGCCCCAGCAGAGGGUGGUCCGUCCAUAACUGCGCACACGUGGAAGAUGCUGGUGUUGUUUGCUCAGCUUCCACAGGACCUGAAGUGACAGCUUCUACAGGAACUGAAAUACCCGAGGUGUCCAUGAGGCUGAUAGAUGGCAGAAACAGAUGUGAAGGGCGCGUAGAAAUCUACUAUAAGGGAAGCUGGGGGACCGUAUGUGACGAUUUCUGGGACAUAAAUGAUGCGCGGGUCGUGUGCAGGCAGCUGGGAUGUGGAGAUGCUCUCUCUGCACUGGGAAAAGCACAUUUCAAUCCAGGGGCAGGGGAGAUAUUCCUGGAUGAUGUGCAGUGCCAUGGAAAUGAAUCCUACCUGUGGGAAUGCUCUCACAGAGGAUGGGCCACACAUAACUGUGGGCACAGAGAAGAUGCCGGUGUGCGUUGCUCAGCUUCCAGGGGAGCCAGAACACCUGAAUUAGCUCUGCGCCUGGAGAAUGGUGGCAAUCGAUGUGAGGGACGUGUAGAAAUAUUUUACAAAGGACAGUGGGGAACAGUCUGUGAUGAUCGGUGGGAUAUCAACGAUGCUCGGGUUGUCUGCAGACAGCUGGGUUGUGGGCUGCCCAUCUCAGCACCAGGAGAUGCCCAGUUUGGGGAAGGCUCUGGGGUUAUUUUCCUGGAUGACGUGCAGUGCAGAGGGAAUGAAGCUUAUGUAUGGGAAUGCUCCCACAACGGUCUGUCAAGACAUAACUGUGGCCACAAUGAAGAUGCCAGUGUUGUCUGUUCAGGGCCUGCAGCAUAAGGAGAGGAAAUAAAGAUGUGCAUUACCUUUAAGGCUGGUAAACUUCUAAGGCAUCAUCAUAAAUAAGUAAUAAACUCUUUCAUUGCAUGACA